GAUCAACAGGAAAUGAUCAGGGUUCCUCUGUCUAACUUAAGAACACCAAACCUUUAGUGCAGCAGCAGCUGUGUGUAUUUGUUAUCAGGACUUUAACUGGAGAUGAAGAUGUUGCUGCCACUCCUGCUCCUCGUACUCGUUUCCCAGCAUGCCCUGGCUCCAGUGGUGGAGGUGUAUGAGGGGGAAAUAUCUGUCCUGUUGCCUUGCGAGUACUCAGGUUUUAUACCUGAGGACAGUCCCACAGUGCUGUGGACUCGCAAUGAUCUCAACCCCAAAUCUGUCCACCUACGACGAGAGGAAACAGAUGAUCUGAAAGGGCAACACCAGCGUUACAGAGGGCGCACAUCAAUGAGGCCUGAUGCUCUGGACAUUUUAGACUUCAGCCUCACUCUGAGAAACCCCAGACUGACUGAUAGCGGCAACUACACCUGCUCCAUCAGAAAUGAAAGAGAUGAAUUGAAACUGACAGACAUACAGCUGCAUGUCAAAGACCAACAGGUGGAGGUGGAGGUCGUUGAAGGAUCAGACUCUGUCAUCCUGCCCUGCAACACAACACCUGACCUGCCGGAGGACACCAGAGUGGAGUGGAUGAGAUUUGACCAAGAAAUCAUGAUGGUCCAUGAGUAUUCAAAUGGAAGUGACCGACUUAAGCACCAGGACGACCGUUACUGUGAUCGCACAAAGAUGAAUGAAGACCUGCUGAGAACUGGAGACCUCAGUCUGACCCUGAAUUACCCCACAGAUGGAGACAGUGGAGGAUACAUCUGCACCAUCUACAGGGACAAAGACAUCCAGAAGCAGAAAGUAGUGCUGCAGGUCAAAGAACAGUUUCCUCUUUGGGCCACAGCUCUCCUGGUUCUCCUUGUUCUUCUUGUGGUUUCUGGAGGUCUUUUAUUUUAUUUCCGGCACUAUUUGAUGGCAGUCCCCUGGGUGGGGGUGGACUCAGGGGUGGAGUCUGUCCAGCUGAUCUGCAAAACCACAGUUUGCCUGCCUAAAGAUGCUAAAGUGGAGUGGAAGGACAAGGACAACAGGAAGGUCCACGUGUAUGAGAACGGCUCUGACCAGCCUGAAGAACAGGACGAUAAAUACAAGAACCGAACAAAGAUGAAGAGAAACUUACUGGAACCUGGAGACCUCAGUCUGACCCUGAAACACCCCACAGAUGGAGACAACUCCACCUACACCUGCACCGUCUACAGCAGGGAGGGAAACAUCCUGCUGAAGAGAAAGGUGGAGCUGAAAGUCAGAGGUCAGUGCUGUAGAUACAGGUCAAAGGUCAGAGGUCAGACCCAUGAUGGUGGUUCAGUCUCAGUGGGCUCCAUCCAAUAAUGUUACAGUGUUAGCAUGUCUGAUGUUUGUGGCUGUUUUGAUUUCCAGCCAAAUGUAAAAGCUUCAGCAGAUGAACUGUAGGAGCAAAGUUCAUGUGUGAGACUUCAUCUGAAAGGUAACAUCUUCUAGUUUCUGAACAUGUGUUUGUUUAGCAUGUGGCUAAAACACAGGCUAAGCUAAGUCAGUUCAAACAUCAGUAAAAACCUUCUUUUGUCAUGAUUCGGCUGUGUGGCUGGCAGGAAGUGGACCCAAACGCAAGCUCACGGAGGCAGGAAUGAACUCAAAACACAGCUUUAUUGCUGGACAGGAAAACCAUACAAACUAAACUGGAAACUAUAACAUAUUACACGGAGAAACACACGGCCAGAACUGAGGGAGACGCAGACAUAAAUACACAGAGGGUUAAUGAGGGAAGUGGGAGCACACGGGGAACACAGGUGACACUGAUAAUCAUAACAAGACAUGGCAGGAGUAGUAAACACGACACUGACGGGAGACUGUCAAAGUAAAACAGGAAGUACAGAGGUUCAGACAAGCGGAGAGAGUGCACGACAUAACGGGCUGGGAAAAACAUGGAAUAAAACACAAGGAGGGGAACGAGGGUCUACAGAUACACAGAGGAGCACACAGGGGGUAAUCAAAUAAGGAGCAUCUUAACAGAACAACCUAGAAACCAGGGCACAAGUAAAGAACAAAACACAAAACACACGAAAACUAAGAAUACUGGGCCAACAUGGCCCAGGAUCAUGACAUCUUUGGUCCUCGUCUAUAAUCAGUCAUAUCUGAGUCACAAUAACUAGAAGAUGAUUUCUAGCAGAACUGUGAAAAUCUCCACAUCCUUUCUCCAUGUUAUCAUCCAAAGCUGUGUGAAGUUUCAGAGCUCUGCAGCUAACAGAGACUUUCAGUUUGCUGCUUUCUUCCUCUGACAGCUCCAUUCUUAGGGAGCGUUAGUUCUCUGUUUCACUUUAUUCCACUUAUUCAGUCUGAUGCUCUCUGAUCUGUUUCUCUUGUUUAGUGUCUUAAAUGCUGCCAGUGCCUCUCUUUGCUUUAACCAACCUUUCGCUUUAUUUCUGAGCUUUUUAAGGACUUUAACUGAUGCAUCAACCUUUGAAAAUGGAAAGAAAUCAGUCAGAUUCAUGGCUGCAUCAAAGUGUCACAUGUAGUUCUCCCACAUCAGCUGGAUUAUAUCUAUAGCAGCAAACAGCAGCUGAUCCACAAAUC
Oreochromis niloticus (Nile tilapia) is the source of this 2550-nucleotide messenger RNA. RefSeq lists its product as uncharacterized. Lineage: Eukaryota; Metazoa; Chordata; Actinopteri; Cichliformes; Cichlidae. Bases 103 to 1329 code for a protein of 408 amino acids. Gene Ontology annotation, biological process: negative regulation of T cell proliferation; cell surface receptor signaling pathway; positive regulation of T cell proliferation. The transcript has 5 exons. Gene Ontology annotation, cellular component: external side of plasma membrane. The record is from RefSeq and is a predicted model, not a curated record.